UCACUUGCUCUACAAACUGGUCAAAAAAAAUUGGUACCUUAGGGGGGGUGUCCAGUCCCCCCUUAAAUGAAUUCGAUCGAGUCAAUUAUUUUAUUUUGAAUGAUAAUCCGAUGAAUAUAUUAUCUUUUAAUAACAGAAUCAAUUAUUUAUAUAAACCUUUUAUUUCUAUUUAUCAACAAAAAAUGUUUCUCACUUUCAAAUUUUAUUUUAUUUCAAUUUUAAUCUAAAUUAUCUCAUACAUGAGAGAAUUUAGAUAAAAUUAUAUAUUUUAUACUGACAAAUAAUUGUUUCUCUGGUUUUUUUUUUUGAAAAAACAAAAAAUCUCAGUUUGAAUUGAUAUGUUAAAAAAAAAAAAAAGAAAAAUAGUUAAUAUCUUUCGAUUUGUUAAUAUAUAAUUAAAUCGAACUAUUUUAUAUUAGUUUUCAUUUGUAAAUCUUGUUUUUGUUUUUCGAAUAAAAUUAAAUAAAAAUGAUUUAUUUAAAGAUGAAAGAAAAUGUUAAUUAAAUGUUUUAUCGAAUUGAUAUUUAUUUAAAAUCGAUAUUAAAAUUAAAAUUGAAUUAUCGAAAUAUGUCAAUUAAGAUAGUUGGUAUCGGUGUCUCUCAAUAAAAUAGUCGUGCUGAUAAACAAGAAUAUUUUCAAAUAGGAGAACAAUUUAUAAAUCAACCUAAAAAAGAACAAGCUAAACGUUUGUUUUAAAAAAAUAUUUUUUUUUAUUUUUUAUUUAAAUUAAAAUUCAAAUAAAUGUUGAAUAGAUUGUCUUUUUUUGGUGAAGGAUUUGAUUAUAUAUCUGAAUCAAUAUGAGAAAGACUUGAAAAAGCUGAAACAAUUGAUGGUCCAAUUAUAAAUCGAUAUAGAUAAUUCGGAAAACAACAUCAAUUAUGGAUUUCAUUAGCUCAUUUUCAUCAACGAGUCCGUUUUAGAAUUUUUUUUUAAAUUAAUUUAUUGAAAAAAAAUCUUAUUUAAGUCAGGUGAUGGAACUCGUGUAUUAAAUAGUCAUUUAAUAAUAAAUGAUAAAGAGCAUCGUCAUGAAAAUGGUGCACAAAUUCUUACUUAUCCUAGUGCAUUUACUAAACAUAGAGGAGAAGCUGAUUGGGAGGUUGUUGAUCCAUGGGGAAAAAUUCUUUUAGAUAUGAAUUUAGAUUCUCCAUUAGUUCGAACAAUUGAUAUUGAUCUUGGAUAUAUUGAACAAGUUAGAGAAAAAAUGCCAAUUAUUCAACAUCGUCAACGUGAUUUAUAUAAAUUAAUCUCACCAACAACUAUUAUUGUACCAAUUGAUGAUAAAAAUGAAGAAAAAAUUCGUUGUGGUCAAUUAGAAAUAAGAAUAAAUCAAAUAUUUUUUCGUUCAACAUUAACAUUAGCUUUUGUCAAUAAAAAAUCGGUUGUAUUUGGACAUGUAGUUGUAUCACCAUUUCGUUGUGUUGAAAGAUUUUCUCAAUUAAAUCCUGAAUAA
Messenger RNA from Rotaria sordida, 1450 nucleotides. The record is from the annotation of a GenBank genome assembly. NCBI's taxonomy places the organism in Eukaryota, Metazoa, Rotifera, Eurotatoria, Philodinida, Philodinidae.